UGGUGGAAAAUUUAACACUUUCUAAUAUAUAUUAUUUUUUAUUGCGCCAUUAAAAUAUCGUUUUAUAAGACCAUGUUAAAAACUCUAUGAUGGCUGAGGCAAGAAAAUAUGACUUUAAUUAUGAAAUAGGGGGAGAUAAAUUGAUUAAAAAGACAAUAAAUAACAAUGAAGGCGACAUUAAUUUACCGAUACAUUUAGCUCGAAUAACCAAAGAACAGUGUAAAAAAUUAUAUGAGCAACACCCGUUAAAUAGUGCAAAGAGGACUUCUCCAAUUCACGAUAACAAAAAAAAUUUCCAAUAUUUCCCUUACUCAAAAUACAAUAACAUCAGUAGUCGUUAUAGCGGCUUGAGCCCCAACGAUACCUACCUGAGAAACUUUUGGAAAAAAUAUUAUUUAGAUUAUCAAAGUUUUAGCAGAAAUUAUUUUCCCGUGUACAAUUAUCAAAACGUGCCCGAAAUGAAAGAAGAAAAUAAUUUUAUUAAUACUAUAAAAUCUUCAAAUUUUUUAUUUUACCCGACAAAAGAUGAAACUAUUACCCGGAAACUAACCUCUAAAACUAACAAAUAUAAUAAGUGCUACGUCGAUAACAUUUCUAUCGGAAAUGUUAAAGAUUACUCUCCGCAAAAGAAAGUAAGAGCCCCUAAAUGCGCGAGAUGCAGAAAUCACGGCCAAAUUUCCUUGCUAAAAGGUCACAAAAGGUAUUGCAAAUGGAAGGACUGCGAGUGUAACAAUUGUUUGUUGGUGGCUGAACGACAGAGGGUAAUGGCCGCUCAAGUGGCUCACAGGAGGCAACAGCAAUUGGAAGAGUCGAGGAAAAGGGAUGAGAAAUGCGAGUCAUUUUGUAACAUCAAUCAUAUUGACGGUGAUGAAAGUUCGCUUGCGUUUUUGCCAUCAAUGCAACAGGGAAUAAAUAAUAAACUAGACGAUAACAAUGAAUUAUAUUCUAAUAAUUUUAAUGUUGGUUUGGCUCUGACUGAUCGCAUAAAUGAGUACGAUAUAUCAUAUAAAAAAUAUGACAGACAUUUUAUUACACAAUUAGAUUUCCCGAAAUAUUUGAGUUUAAGUAAUGACAAUCCUACCGAAAAUAUUGUUCGAUGCAGUAAAAAUGACAAUAAAUUAUUUCACAGUCGUUCUCAAGCUAAUUUGAUAUUUACUCAUAAUGAGGAGGACAGUAAUUCGCUGAUUCUAUCUUCACCGAUUCUUGCAAAAGAUGACAAAAUCAUAGAUGAGAACGACGAAUAUAAUGCGAUUGCGCUAAGGGAUAGAACAAUAGGAACCCGUAAUAAAACGAUUAUAGUUGAAAGCAAGGACAAAGCAUGCAAAUCUAUGAACCUAUCUUUGCCAAUAUCUAGUUUUAUUCCACGUAAGAGCUAUGGGCAAAAUACAUCAGAAAUAAAAGAAAAUAACUAUGAAAAUUAUUAUGUCAAUCAGAACAAAAUUGAAAAUUUGUUAAGCAAUAAUAACAAAAAUGGUAAUGUUAUUAAAUCAACGAACGAAGACGAGAAAUUGAUCGAAAUGAUAGGACCUAUAUCGCCUGAUUCCUUUCGAAGCAUAGUUAAAGCUUUACUCAAAUGCUGUGAUCAAGAUAUUGACAUGGCAUAUUCUAAAUACCUUCAAGUAUCACAAGAAAUCAAUUAAUGGCGAUUCAAAUGUCUCAAGUAAACAUUCCUAAUUAGAAAUUAACUUAGAGGUGUG
Gordionus sp. m RMFG-2023 is the source of this 1697-nucleotide messenger RNA. RefSeq lists its product as uncharacterized. Lineage: Eukaryota; Metazoa; Nematomorpha; Gordioida; Chordodea; Parachordodidae. The transcript is spliced from 3 exons. Gene Ontology annotation, molecular function: DNA-binding transcription factor activity, RNA polymerase II-specific; RNA polymerase II cis-regulatory region sequence-specific DNA binding. Gene Ontology annotation, cellular component: nucleus. Gene Ontology annotation, biological process: regulation of transcription by RNA polymerase II; sex differentiation. The record is from RefSeq and is a predicted model, not a curated record. The coding region runs from base 87 to 1640 and encodes 517 amino acids.